AUUAUCUUCAGACUAUUUUACCAGAUACCAUAUGCAUAUUUGACUUGCAUAGAGGCGGCACCAAUAACAAGUGGUUAUUUUACUUAAAACAAGUUUACAACAGAUAUUGUGGACCCACUAAGAGUGAACAUGACGGCUUUGAUGACAACAUUGGUGAUUGCAAUAAUAGUCACAUUUGGAAUAAAUGUCAGAGUUGCAAAUGGAAAAGUGAACUGGUAUCAUGAAUUUUCAAAAUGUAAUACGAGUCUUACAAAUGUAAAGAUAGAACUGGCACAGUGCAAAGGGCAGCAAGGGCCGAUAAAAGAAUGCCCAUUGGGUUUCACGAAAAACGAGAAAUUUGGAUCUUGCUACAAUUUUGUGACACGUCAGAAAAUGAUUUGGAUCCACGCGUUGGCAUUCUGCACUGCACUAGGUGCAAACCUGGCUGCCAUUGAAACACAGGAGGAACUGACAUUUAUUCAAGAAGAAAUUGUUCGCAGAGGUGUUGCAUCUCCUGGGUCAAAUGCUGAUUCAUUUUACACGGGUGGGACAUCGAUCAAUGGCGCAUGGGAAUGGAUUGGUGGGCCGUCUUGGCCGACAAAACCAAUGGAGUUCGCCCCAUGGGUGAAUGGACAGGGUGCAACUGGCGAUCAGCUAUGCCACACCCUCUGGGCUCCAUGGGGAUAUCUUUGGGGUGAUAUCCACUGUACAAGCACCUAUGUCACCAACUUCAUAUGCGAGAUUACACUUGAUUAAACUAGAUGAGAAUGCAAAAAUAAACCUGGAUGGACUGAGAUAUACAGGCGACAAGAACAAUCCAUUCUCAAUUGUGCAAUUGUAGAUUGAAAUAAAUGUCUAGAAUAUGACAGACAUCAAUCACGAUAUUUUAA
Molecule: messenger RNA, 869 nt
Organism: Owenia fusiformis
Lineage: Eukaryota; Metazoa; Annelida; Polychaeta; Sabellida; Oweniidae
Source: the annotation of a GenBank genome assembly